Molecule: messenger RNA, 7119 nt
Organism: Theileria parva strain Muguga
Lineage: Eukaryota; Apicomplexa; Aconoidasida; Piroplasmida; Theileriidae
Gene: pol2
Product: DNA polymerase family B exonuclease domain protein
Exons: 19
Coding region: 1-7119 (2372 amino acids)
Biological process (GO): leading strand elongation; mitotic cell cycle; DNA replication
Cellular component (GO): epsilon DNA polymerase complex; nucleus
Molecular function (GO): DNA-directed DNA polymerase activity; DNA binding; single-stranded DNA 3'-5' DNA exonuclease activity
Source: RefSeq, a predicted model, not a curated record
AUGGAGAGAGUUGAGAGAUCUCCAAACUGGACUACAAAUGGAAAAAGGUGUGGAUUCCUAUAUAACGUAGUGGUAACAAAUGUCAAGGCGUCGCUGGAUUUAAAGAGAUCAGUAGAACUAAAGAAAUCAGUAAAAUAUUCAUCCACUCAGUCAAGAGAUGAAAAGGAUUCUGAUAACUUUUACAGUAACAAAUCAGGUUUAAAUGUUGAGAGCCAGUACAACUCGGCCCUAACAAUGCACUUUGUGUCUGAGGAUGGUACUGAGUGGAGCACUUCCUUGAUAUACUCGCCGUACUUUUACAUCUCAGUUUUACGUGAAGAGUUGAUGGAUAUCGCAUUACAGUUUCUGUAUAAUAACUUUAGAAGUCAUUCGAUAGGACCAGUGUUACUAGAGCCUUGUAGACGUAUAGACCUGUCACUGCCUAACCAUUUGGAGAAAGUUGACCCUGUUGAAGGAGUAAGUAAACAUAACUUGGCAAAAUUGAUUAAAAUCAGCUUUAAAACUAUAGACCAGCUUGAGCGAGGACGUGACAUGAUAAUAUCACUGAAACGCCAAUUUGAAAAGGAUAAUCAAAUAAAUGAGUCAAAAAAUGAAUAUGACGAAUUUGAUGAAGAUGUUUUCACAUCAAAUUAUCAAUCAAAAACGCAAUAUGACACAUUUAACACAGGGUCAAAGGAUAAUGAAAUAUCAGUAGAUGGCAUGGGAUUAACUCAAAAAUAUGCCUCAAACUCAGUAUUAAGAAUCAUUGGUGACUUAUAUGAACAUGACGUUUUAUAUAUAAAUAGAGUUUGUAUAGACUUAGGAAUAAGGUGUGGUACAUGGUACGAGGUCAGACGUGAGGAUUUUAAUGUAUCAGUAACACCUCUGGAAAAGACAAGUGUACCUCCACUUAACGUGUUUGCAUGGGAUAUUGAGUGUUACAAGGCGCCUCUCAAGUUCCCUGAUAUGGAAACUGACGAAAUUAUGCUCAUCUCAGUCAUGUUCAACGGUCAGGGAUAUUUAAUAGUAAAUCGUACAAUAGUCUCAAGAGAUAUUGAAGAAUUCCUCUACCAGCCCAGAGAAGACAUUGUAGGAAACGCUUGUUUCAAAAUUUAUAAUGAAAGAACUGAGCGUGACUUGUUGAUGAGGUUUUUUUACCUAAUAAACUAUUUGAAACCGCAUAUAUUUGUAACAUAUAACGGAGACAACUUUGAUUUCCCAUACGUAAAUCGUAGAGCUGAGAUUAACGGGAUACACAUGAACAAGGUGUCAGGAUUACAUCUGUCAAGUGAACUGUUUCAACACGCCUCAAUUUUGAAUAUGGACUGUUAUAAGUGGGUAGAAAGAGAUUCUUAUUUACCAUUUGGGUCCAGAACUUUGAAACAAGUUUGUAAACUAAUGUUAAAGUAUAAUCCGGUAGAAAUUGAUCCUGAGGACAUGGUACAUUUGGCCCGAGUUACACCUCAGAAACUGGCAGUUUACAGUGUUUCAGAUGCUGUGGCAACUUAUCAUUUGUACAUGAAGUUUAUACAUAAUUUUAUCCUGGCACUUAGUUACAUUGUACCUCUAGCGCCAAAUGAAGUAUUAAGACAAGGUGCUGGAACACUGUGUGAAAAUUUACUCAUGGCACAGGCGUACGCUAAUAAUAUUUUAUUCCCAAAUAAACAUAUCCAGAAGGCGAUUCGGUUUUAUACAAACCCGGAAACUGAGAGACAGCAUUUAGUGUAUGAGAAUACGUACAUUGGAGGUAGAGUUGAGAGCCUAAGGUGUGGAAUUUUCAGAGAUGACCAGGCUGAGAAUUUUGAACUCUCAGCAGCAACUUAUGAUGAUCUCAUUAAUAACCUAGAGAACUCACUCAUCUACUGGGCUAAACAUUCCAAUAUCAUUAGCACAAUUGGGGAUAAUACCCGAGUUGAAGACUUUACUAUGGCAGAUAAUUCGCAGUCCAGUGCCACGGACAAUACUAACAAUAUUGUUACUGAGGAAACCCAUGUAGAACCCGUAGCAGAACGUGUACCAGAACCCGUAGGAACUCCGUCUGCAAGAUUGAGGAGGAUAUUUUCAAGAUUUGACAAUUUUGAUCAAGUAUAUAAGGAACUAUGGGUGAGAUUAAGUAGGUUGAGAGACGAGCCUACGGUGAGGACAUAUCCCAGAAUCUACCACUUAGACGUAGGAGCCAUGUACCCUAACAUUAUUAUAACGCAGCGUCUACAGCCUACAGCAAUAGUAGAUGAAAAAUUCUGUGAAAAAUGCUCAUACUACUCUGAGUCUGAGCGAUGUCAGAAGCGCAUGAGGUGGAAACAGCGACUAGAAAUCUCACCCAUAGACAAGAGUCAAAUCUUAGUAGUAAUGCAGAACCUAAAGGCCCGUACGUACCAACCCUCGGAAAUGUCAUUUUAUCAUCAUGAGGAGGCUGCUGAGGACUCAGAAGCUGAAAGUGACACGCCGGAAAACGAGCCUAAAUUAAAAUUACGCACGUGGGAUCAGCUUACAGAGCGUGAAAAGGGCGCACAUUUACAACGUGCAGUAAAGGCGUGUUCUCAGAAAAUCUUUAAAAAGACGCGUAUAUACAAGGAGGCUGACGUCGAGAGUAUUAUAUGUCAGCGGGAAAACCAUUUCUAUGUGCAGACAGUACAAACAUUCAGAGACCGUCGUUACGCAUUUAAACACUUGAAAAAAGAAGGUGAAAAUGAGUUAAAAGAGUUGAUAAAAAAUGGUUGCACUGACCCAGUCCUCAUGAAAACCGUUAGAGAGAAAAUAUUAAUUAAUGACUCACUACAGCUGGCCUACAAAUGUAUCUUGAAUAGUUUCUAUGGAUAUGUAAAGAGAACAGGUUCUAGAUGGUAUAGCAUGGAAAUGGGCGCCAUCGUGACCUACACCGGCGCAUCAAUCAUCGAUUCUGCCAGGAAACUUAUUGAGAAAAUUGGAAUCCCAAUCGAACUCGACACCGACGGGAUCUGGUGCAUGCUACCAGACAUCUUCCCAGCCGUACUAGAUCUCACAUACACCGUACACACACCCGAAGGUGACAAGAAGAAGAGUGUGGAGUUGGAGUAUAUGACAACGGUGUUGAAUAUGUUGAUAGCUGAGGAGUGGACGAAUGAGCAGUAUUUAGACUUGGAGGAUUCGGGUCGUUAUGUGACGGUGCAGAAAAAUGAGAUUUUCUUUGAGCUUGACGGGCCAUGGCAUGCGAUGUUUCUACCAGCCUCGGAGAAGUCAGAGGAGCUAUUAAAAAAACGUUACGUGGUUUAUAAUCAUAACGGGCAAAUAGUUGAGUUAAAGGGUUUUGAGAUUAAGAGACGUAGUGAAAUGAGGAUGAUUCAGUUAUUCCAGGAGGAUAUUUUUCCACAGUAUUUGAUGGGCCAGACUAAGGAACAGGCAUACCAAAAUGCAGCAAAAGUGGCCGUGUCAUACAGGAAAAUAUUAGAUACCAGAGCGUCAGACUUAGCUGACGAUGAUCUUUUUGACCUUUUGCUGUCCAAAAAAACAGUUAGAAAAGCUGUGAUAGAACAGCCGCACCAAAAGUGUUUUGGCAUAACAUCAGCUCGGAGACUCUCAGAACUGUUCAAAAACGACACGUACUUAAAUGAUGCAAAUUUGUCAAUGUCAUUUCUACUAGCGUCACAGCCGUCAGAUGCGCCAAGAACUGCUCGAGCAAUACCAAUCCAGACUUUUAAAGUUGAUAAAACUGUACGGUCACAGUUUCUGGCUAAAUGGCUUAAAAUUCAACUCUCUACAGCAAUGAGAAUGUCAUCCCGUGAUAUCCUCGACUGGAAUUAUUACAAGGAAAGGAUAGAUACGCAGAUAUUGAAACUGGUAGUUUUACCAGCAAUCAUGCAAGGAUUAGUUAAUCCUGUACCACAAGUCGAGUUACCCAAGUGGGUCAAACGCAAACAAUCAAUCCUAGACAACAAACAUCAUACCAUCUCAUCUUACUUUACCGUCACCAACCACAAUACUGUUAACACUGUUAACACUGUUAACACUGUUAACACCGUGAAUAAUACGAAUAGUGUUAAUAUGAAUAGUGUAAACUCAGUAAGUAGUGUAAACUCAGUAAGUAGUGUAAACUCAGUAAGUGGUGUGAAGGAGGAUUUGUUGGAUUGGUUGGACGAGUUGAAGAGGAGGUGGAUAAAGAGUGUGAUAAACUUUAAGAAUAUACAGAAAAACACGUAUAAUAAGAUAAAUUACAACUUAUAUAAAGAGUUGAAACAGAAACUAUUAAAUAAUAAAGCACACGGAUUAGAUUUUGAUGACUACUACUCACUGUUCACCGAAACAUGGCAUAUACUCGAUUUCACACUUGAUCCCACCGAUUGUGGAUAUUUGAAUUGUAAGGUUUCGGUGUAUAAUAAGCCGGUGAUAUUAAAUGUGAGAAUGGAGUUGUGGCGUAAAUUAUAUGUCAACAGUAACUCAGAAUUUGAAGUUGGACCGGACCAGAACAUCCACUUGAAGGAGGUUAAGGAUAAAUAUUUCCUCCCUAGAGGGGCUAAUCAGAUGAGAUUAACUGAGGUGGAUAUGAAGGAGUCGUAUUUUAUCAAGAGUGUUAAAAAUUCCAUCAACGCAAUAUUACACAAAACUGAAGGCGUUUAUGAAUCUAAAAUCCCCGUCACAUUCGAUUUCAUCAGUAAAAUCGGAACCAUGAUCAAUAUACGCAAUUACUCUCCCAAUAACGUGUUGAGUGAUGGGAUGGAGUUUAAAUCGAAUAGUAUAAGUUCGAACAUAUCGUUGCAAACGGUUGAUUUGAAUUAUUUCAGUGAUUUCACCGUAACAUUCGUUCACAUCUUUCAAUCCAUCGAUAACGAUACCAAACGACGGAAUAGGAUAUUUGUGGGAGUAUAUAGUAGAGGAGAUCAAAGUGUGAAUAGGAUAUACAUAGGAGGACCAUCAGUAUUAAAGAAAUAUGAUGAACAAUUCACAGAUAUCUCAACCCCAAUAUUACAAAAAUAUAAGGAAAAAUGGACACAAUCCAAUGACGUGAUUGGCCAGUAUGUGAAUCCGUAUGUAUUUCCAGAUUGUUUUGGGCCUUAUUAUAAUCUUGACAUUGAAGGCCUAGAUGCAGCGUCAACAGCCUGUAAAAAUACAUUAAAGAAGGUUGACUCAUACCUUAACUCACUAAGACCCUCAAUCUCCAAAAAGAAACACUUUCUAUACAUCUACUCCUCAGUUGAUAAAUCCGAAUUGGGAGAAUGGUCAAGAGGCGAAUAUUAUCCGGUGUAUUUUGAUCCUUCUGGUAAAUCGCAUCCUCAAAUCCUGUCAAAUCUCUUUCUCAAAUCCUCGUUUGAAGAGUCGAUAUCACUGCUGUGUAAACACUUUAGCGUAUUUGAGGAGAAAUUAUCAUUAUCGAGGAUUUCUGCUAUUCCGAUCUUUGUUCUACUCUCACUUAAUACCCUUGAUACCUUCAAAUGCCUAUUUGAUGUCAUGUAUUCCAGAGCUCUCAGACUCUCCAAUACUUUACUUUGGGGAACGAAUGAGAGUGGUGUGGAUUUGGGAAUAACGCACUCGAAUAGUUCACAUUGUGACUAUGACAUACAAGAAAAUGAAAAUAAUUUCGAUUUCACGCUUCCUGGAAUCUAUAGAUCAUAUGGAGCGAAAAUAACCUUUAAUCAGUCGAUAAUGUACAAUGCAAUACUGCUGGAGUCUAAAAUGAGCGAUUACACUUUUGAUCAAAAUUACCAAAAAAAUGAUGAAAAUCCAGAAUUAGACCUAUACUCGUCCAUCUUUCAUCCCAACUCCUUCAAAAUACUUGGAACGAUGUUGGAGAAUUUGAUGAAUUUGACGAAUUUGGUGUACCAGAAGGUGGAUUACGUCACUUUUCAAAAUAUCGUCAACAUGUGCAGUUAUCUCAAAUCCUGGCUUUCAGAUCCAACCAGCAUCCUAUACGAUCCUGCUCUAUACUCCAUGGCGAUGGUUGGAACAAGACAAUAUUUGAUGAGACUGAUGAAGCAAUUAUUAAUAAAGCAUAAGCUGAAGACUAUCCAUGUGGAUCCAACGUAUAUAAUAGUCCAGUCUGACUGCAUAAGUAUAACAAAGGGGAGAAGCAGAAUUGAAGAAGCACUCGUUGAUUUAGCCUCAAAUCAGUCAAAAUUUAAAAACACUCCCUUCUACGUGGAAGAGGAGUAUGUGGCGAUGGUACAAAUUGAUAAGAACAAUUACAUAAGAUAUAAAAAUUACGUCGACGCAUCCAAAGAUAACUGUACCGAAAACUUAAAAGUACUCGAAUUCAUGCCAUUAGCCGUCGAAAUGUUCAUCAGAUAUUUUAUGAAGACGAUAACGUUGGAUCCGUUAUGGCGUAGUUUGAAAUCGUAUUACGAGGAUGAGAGUGGUGAGACUUCGGGUGACGGUAUAGAGCCGUUGAACUUGGUGCGUACGGAUUUCCAGCGCCUGUUAAAGAAGAUUCAGGACAUGAUAAUCCAUGACUGGCACCAGCCAGGCGCAUACUUUUCAAGGCUUUAUGACCUGAUUUCAGACACUGAAACCUUUACUAAAACCUUUGAUAAGAAUAAUAAACUUGUCAGAAUUGAAUUUCCCAGGUUACCAGGAACCACUCUAUCCGAUUCCGACGACUGGAGACUUGAAACUAUUAACCUGCUCCUACACAUCAUGAAAAUUGAUAAAUCACUCGAUUGGUCCAAUUUCUCACUCAUUUCUUCUUUUGACGAGAAGGUGCACAGAUUAUAUAUGUUAACGAGUAAAAGUGAAUACUGCGUAAAUACGUGGAAAUCACCCUCAAAGGAACUGGAAUUGAAAUCGCUGAGGUGCGGAAAUUGUUUUAUGGUGUCGGAUUUGGACAUUAUCUCAACCCUCUCAUACUCGCAAAAUGAUGACGACUCCAUCUCAUACUCCUGGCCUUGUAAGAUAUGUUUGAAGUCGUUUGAUAAUGUGCAAGUUGAAGCUAAAUUAAUACAAUACCUCGAAAACAUCUUCUACGCAUAUCAAGCUCAAGAUUAUGUGUGUCCUGUGUGUAAGAGUGUGAAGAAUAUAUACAGAAGAAGUAAUUGCACAUGUGGUAAAAGAUUUAAUAAUCGUUUAUCAGCAAGUUGUUGGGAAAAUUGUUUCUCAGUGGCGUCUGAAAUAGCCCAAGCGGCAAACAUGAAAAAUCUACAAGAAUGUCUCAUAAUAUUCAACGCCCUAAUCUAA